This is a messenger RNA of Funneliformis geosporum, 543 nucleotides long. Lineage: Eukaryota; Fungi; Glomeromycota; Glomeromycetes; Glomerales; Glomeraceae. The record is from the annotation of a GenBank genome assembly.
AUGGUUAAAGAAUUUUUACAUACUUCUUAUGAUAAAUUAGAAAAAGUAAAUCCUUUUUUAAAUUUGCCGCAACAGUUGCCCAUCAAGAUAUUGCUUCUACACGGUCUAGAAGAUAGUAUGCUAGAUUGGCGAGCGACUUCUAAUAUUUAUCACCAACUAACUAAGGAUAAAAAACUAAAUAAGGGCAAAAUUAAUCUUUACCUUUGUAGUAAUGCUGACCACGGUGAUUUACCUUUUAUCGCUGAUUUUGUUCCGGACAAAGUUGAUUGGGCUAAAGCCAAAGAGGAAUUAAUCGAUUGUUUAGGCUAUUUUUUAGGCUUGAGUGACUUUUUUGACAAAACCAAUGAUUUAUAUGUAGAAGAAAAUGAAAAAUUUUAUAAUUUAGAAAAUGGAGCAAUUGGAGCCAAAGAAAAAAAUACUUAUUAUGAAUGGUUAAAGACUUUUAAUCGUGUAUGCGAAAAAUUACAAAUUAACGAAAAAGAAUUAUUAAAUAUUUAUCUAGAAAAAUAUAAUAAAAAUUUGCAAAGGGCUCAUGCUAAAUAA